GAAGACCAAUUCAAAAAGCCCAAUAAAAAAAAAGCCUUUUUAAUAAGUGUUUCUGUUGUGUCUCCUCUUCGGCAGCUCAUUCUAAGAAAAGUCAGGUGAAUUUACAGAAUCAAAAUUGUCAUCUUCAGUAUCACUUUGCCAUGUCGGAUGAGGAAGUUGUUGACCCAAAGGCGACAAUGGAAGUAACUUGCAAGCCUAAGUGUGUAAGGCAACUAAAGGAUUAUCAGGCAUGUACUAGAAGGAUAGAAGGUGAUGAAUCAGGGAGCAAGCAUUGCACUGGACAGUAUUUUGAUUAUUGGCAAUGCAUCGACAAAUGUGUUGCCCCAAAGCUUUUUGAAAAACUCAAGUAACAAGGAUAUAGGUUGUUGAUCCAUUGCGAUUUUAUCUUGCUUUUUCGUUGUUGAAGCCUGUGCUACAGACUUGCAAUCUCUUCAAUCAACUUAGUUGCUGCAUGGAAAAUUUUGUACUAUUCACAUCUUAAGAAGUGAUUAAUAAAGGAUACUCGUGUAUUAAAUUUGUGGAUACUUUUAUUUGGUUAAAUGAUCGAAAAUCGUCGGACUUUAUUCCCUUGA
This is a messenger RNA of Solanum dulcamara, 572 nucleotides long. Its product is annotated as cytochrome b-c1 complex subunit 6-like. Gene Ontology annotation, biological process: mitochondrial electron transport, ubiquinol to cytochrome c. The coding region runs from base 141 to 350 and encodes 69 amino acids. The record is from RefSeq and is a predicted model, not a curated record. Lineage: Eukaryota; Viridiplantae; Streptophyta; Magnoliopsida; Solanales; Solanaceae. The transcript is spliced from 5 exons.